Messenger RNA from Poecilia reticulata (guppy), 2353 nucleotides. RefSeq names its product 5-hydroxytryptamine receptor 3A-like. Gene Ontology annotation, cellular component: membrane. NCBI's taxonomy places the organism in Eukaryota, Metazoa, Chordata, Actinopteri, Cyprinodontiformes, Poeciliidae. The record is from RefSeq and is a predicted model, not a curated record. Gene Ontology annotation, biological process: monoatomic ion transmembrane transport. Gene Ontology annotation, molecular function: transmembrane signaling receptor activity; extracellular ligand-gated monoatomic ion channel activity.
GUUUGUGUGUUUAAAAAUUAUUUUUAUUGGGGUUCAAGCAUGAAGAAAUAAAAGAUCAAGUUUUGUCGUGUGUUUCUACAUACAAAUGAAAAAAUCAGAGCACUAAAUGUUUCAGAUUCCACGAAGUGGUUUUAGAAACCUGUCCAGAUCAGAUCAACGCCUCUAAGAUAUUGAGAGAAAAUAUAAAAUGUGUUUUUAUUAAGCAGGAAUCAGUGUCACAGUGUGCACCCCUCCCUCCAGAGGAGGCAGCGACAUAAAAACACCAGAGCACAGAAAGAGUCGACAGAGACCCUCACUAAUCUCACAGCGAUGACACUUUUAGGUUUCUUUCUAAUWCUUCUCCUUACAGAUGCAUUUGCUGAGAGUUUCCAGCAGAACCUACAGCACAAAAACUUUACUAAGAUCUUUGAGCAAAUUCGAGAAAACAAAGUGCCAGCUCAGGAGGAAUGCAGUUUUCAAGCCGUCUUAAACUACCUGAACAUGACCAAAAACAGUGAGAAGUACACUUUGACCCGACCCGUGAAACACCACAGGCAGUCAACAUGGAUCUUCCUGGAGAUGAAGGUUUAUGCAAUUCUUGAUGUGAGAGAGACUGAGCAGUCUUUCAUUUCAUAUAUUUGGAUUUAUUUGAGAUGGGACAAUGAACAUAUUUGGUGGGAUCCAAAGCAAUUCUGUGGGCUUGAUCACAUCUUAGUUCCCACUCAACUUUUGUGGAUUCCUGAUCUGACCAUUGAGGAGAUGACAGAGCAGGACAAAUCCUCUCCAAGUCCUUAUCUCAUCAUAAAAAGUCACGGCUGGGUCGAAUUUAGAAACGACGAGGUGGUGAUCAGCUUCUGCAAGAUGCAAGUUUACAGAUUCCCUUUUGACAUUCAGAGCUGCAACAUUUCCUUCAAGUCUAUCAUGCAUCCCAGUGAAGAAAUCACAUUAUUCUACAACAGCAAUGACACGGCGAUCACAGAAGGGUCUCGUGAAGCCAUGCAAACGCAGUUAGAGUGGCUGUUUGUCAGCAUGACGGUCACAAACGAAACGGUCAACCACUUUGGCUUCAACCAAACAAUGAUCAUCUACACUAUAAACAUGAAGAGGAGGUCUGUCCUCUACAUUGCAAACUUCUUGCUGCCCGUUUUCUUUUUCUUGUGCCUGGACUUCGGCUCCUUCCUGAUGUCAGACACCGGUGGAGAAAAGGUUGGCUUUAAGAUCACGUUGCUGCUUUCAGUCACAGUCAUGCAGCUCAUCCUCAACGACAUUCUGCCCUGCUCAUCAGAGCGGAUUCCCCUCACAGUGGCGUACUGCGUUGGGAUUUUCACUCUUAUGUUGGUAAGUCUCUUAGAGACAAUUUUGGUGAUUCAUCUGAUUGGUAAAGAUGAACAAGAGGAAGAGAAGCAAAGAGGCGAUGAUAGUCAGGCGGAGRAAGGCCGUUUCACAGUGGUAAAGAAAAGGAGCCGCUUACCAUCGGCUGAAAACAUGUCAGAGCCGAACAAAGAGGGCAACACAAGCAGAAAUACAUAUGUGUCCCAGGCAAUAGAGAAGAUUUCAGACGAGCUUGGAGAAAGCAGGAAAACAAUAACUCUCCUCUGCAGCAGCAGUCAAGAUAAGAAACCAGGUUACUGGACGGGAGUGGCUCAAAAAAUCAACAAGGUGUUUGUUUUCAUUUACAUCAUAUCAGCCUUCUUAUUUUUAUUAACUCUUGCUAUAAUGUGGUGUCCUCCUCAUGAGCAGAAAUAGAACCUGUUCAGAUAAGUUCACUUUUCGACUUGAUAUUUAACRUGUGUUUAGUGCCCUUCAGAACAUAACCUCUGAUUAAUACUGCAUGUGUUUUUGACACCGGUCAAAAMUCUUUGGCAUUCUCUCUGCAUGGAGAAAAUGCAUGUCUAGCAUUGAAAGACAGAAAAAAAGGAUUUUGUUUUUCAAGAUUAAAGUGAGUCCAAGCAUGCAUCCAACUCAGCACAAAUUUGGUCUCAUUAAAUGAAAUUUAUAGUUUGAUAGUGAAAGCACAGAGCUAAAUCUGACAGAAACUCUGUGGGAUCACCUGAUGAGAGUCGUGAACAAGAAAUGUCUUCACUUUAUAAGUUAAGCAAAUUUUGACGAAUCAAAAUGUGGAAGAAAACAAAAAGAAGGUUGAAUGCUGAAACUGAAGCCUGAACAACAGUACUAUUUUWAAGUUGUGAGUACAGCGCAGACAGAUGUUUCAUUUUCAGGGUAAUUGUACAUGUUACMGCUAUAUCACAGUUGUAUCUGAAUUCAUCAGUUGUAUCUGAAUUYAUAAACCUGGUAUAUUGUGUGAAAUUGAUUCCUGUCUGCAUUUAAGAUGCAACUGCAGUUUAUGUGUACAAUAAAAAUGCUGAGAACUUGA